CAUGAACUGGGCUGCUUUUGUAAGACGACUAAAAAAUCACGGUGUAUUAUAAGAGUCAAAUACUAAGGUCAAAUACCCUAUUCUGACUAUCCAGCUAUCACGGUUCCUGAGAAACAGCCUGGUGUGUCAGAAACCGAUAGAAGCCAUCUUUGUCGUCACGAGGUUUUUUUAUAAAGACUUGAGUUUUUGUAUAAAAAGAUCUUGAUCCUAUGAAAUUUAUUAGUAGUAGUUCAUCUCUAGAGCAGUGCGGGACUUUACAAAAUGUUUAAAUACAUAAUAUUAUGUUUGUCCGUUUGUCUGUGUGUGUCUUGUGCCCCUAAUAAGGAAGAAGGAGCCACUUGCGAAUGGGAGGGCCUCAAAGGUACUUGUGUUAGUGAGAAGCGAUGUAUGACGACACUAGACAACCGAAACCCAAAGCAACCAGCUUGUCCCCACCAAGGUGGGAAGGAUUUAAUAUGCUGUACAGAUUGCGAGCUAAUUGAAAAUACCGAUGAUAUUGUAAUUAUGCCCGACGGUGGUUUCUACAUUAAAGAUGGCCGCAAAGCAAGAGAUAACUGCCUGCACUACAUCAAGGAUUUACAAUACAAAUGUCAUGAAGACGUAUAUGGGGGGUUGACAAGGACUCUCAACAAGGAGAAGAAAUGUCAUGGAUUCAGUUUCUACGCGGUAGGGGGCGCACCUGCUGUGUCACUCACGGGGUCAAAAGAAGAACCAAGGGCUGAAUACCCUCACCAGGCUCUGCUCGGAUUUGGAGAUACAAAGGAGACAGCAACGUGGCUAGCAGGAGGCUCCAUCAUCAGUGAUAGAUAUGUCCUCACUGCGGCACAUGUACUGAAGUCAGGAAGCAAAGUACCAGAUAAUGUCAACUUCGUCGCUGUUGGGGUCAAAAGCUUCUCAGACAAGUCUAAUUGGCAAAUAUUGAAGAUAAAACGUGUCGUCCCACAUCCAAACUACAUAUAUCCAUCGAAACACAACGAUAUUGGACUCGUAGAGACCGAAACUUUAAUCGAAUUUGGACCCGACGUUUUGCCAGCCUGUCUUCACGUGGACGAUACUAUAGACACCAGUCAAGCCAUAGCUACGACUUGGCGAGAUCUUACAUCAAGUGACGAAGGUUACGCUGAUUCAAUUCAAACGAUAAGAGAUCUUGAGCAAAACUCUGAGAAAGAGUGUUCGGAAACCUACCCGAAAAGCAGGCAGCUUAUGGAUGGGUUUGACAACGAGACUCAAGUGUGCUACGCCAGUAAGAAGCAUUCGAAUGAAUCGUGCAAAGGUUUAUCCGGAGAACCUCUUCUAGUGAGAAACCAGUUUUCUAACUGCGUAUACACGGUUGUUGGGGUAACAUCAUCUGGAUAUCGGUGUGCAAGUCAAGAUGUCAAACCAGAGAUAUAUACCAGGGUAGCCCACUACGUAUCAUGGAUAGAAAGUGUUGUAUGGCCUUAGAAACUGCUUCAACUCCACAGAUCUAUAAUGUGUAACAGAAUGAAGGCAAACCAUUUAUUUUGAACAAAUUUUAUUCAUCAUCAUCAUCCUAGCCUUUUCCCUACUAUGUUGGGGUCGGCUUCUAGUCUA
Molecule: messenger RNA, 1572 nt
Organism: Trichoplusia ni (cabbage looper)
Lineage: Eukaryota; Metazoa; Arthropoda; Insecta; Lepidoptera; Noctuidae
Product: serine protease snake-like
Exons: 10
Coding region: 262-1443 (393 amino acids)
Biological process (GO): proteolysis
Molecular function (GO): serine-type endopeptidase activity
Source: RefSeq, a predicted model, not a curated record